This is a messenger RNA of Chanos chanos (milkfish), 1348 nucleotides long. RefSeq names its product WT1 transcription factor b (gene wt1b). Gene Ontology annotation, cellular component: nucleus. The record is from RefSeq and is a predicted model, not a curated record. The transcript has 9 exons. NCBI's taxonomy places the organism in Eukaryota, Metazoa, Chordata, Actinopteri, Gonorynchiformes, Chanidae. The coding region runs from base 1 to 1263 and encodes 420 amino acids. Gene Ontology annotation, molecular function: DNA-binding transcription factor activity, RNA polymerase II-specific; RNA polymerase II cis-regulatory region sequence-specific DNA binding. Gene Ontology annotation, biological process: regulation of transcription by RNA polymerase II.
AUGCUGACAGAGUCGUGUGGGCCAAUGGGAUCAGAUGUGAGAGAGCUAGGCGCUCUGCUCUCGCCUGUAGCCACCUUGUCAGGGGGGAAUACCAACUGUUCUCUGCCCUUGAGCGCACCCCCUCAGUGGAAUCCAGUGUUGGACUUCCACCCCUCUUCACCCUAUGGGUCUCUGUCCUCCCAUUCUUUUAUCAAACAGGAGCCAGUCUGGGGGGGAACAGAUCCCCUUGAUGACUCUCACUGUGGCCUGGGGGCCUUCACUGUCCAUUUCUCUGGACAGCUCACAGGGACAAGUGGCUGUAGACAUGGAGCAUUCUCAGAGCUGCCCUCCAGCCAGGGCAGGGUGUACCCCAAUGGGGCCUACUUGCCCGGCUGCAUGGAGAACCCGCCAGCGCCACGGAAUCAGGGUAAGCAAUAUUUAUUGACGCUGGACGGAACUCCCAAUUAUGGUCAGACACCUACUCACCAUUCCUCUCCCUUUCCCAGUCACAACUUCAAACAUGAGGACCCCAUGUCCCAGCAAACCAGCAUGGGGGACCAACAGUACCCUGGCCCUCCUCCUGUAUAUGGCUGCCACACACCUGAUAGCCAGACACUGCUGUUGAGAAAUGCUUAUAGCAGUGAUAACUUGUACCAAAUGGCCUCACAGUUGGAAUGUGUAGCGUGGAAUCCUGCCAAUACACUGACUUCCACUAUCAAGAGUCACAAUACAGGUUAUGAGAGUGACGCCUCCUCUGCCACAGCGCCCAUGGUGUAUAGCUGCAGUGCUCAGUACCACAUCCACACACGUGGCAUGUUCAGGGGGAUUCAGGAUGUAAGACGAGUACCAGGCAUCACUCCUUCCAUAGUGAAAUCAUCAGAGACCAGUGAAAAACGCCCAUUUAUGUGUACUUAUCCUGGUUGUAGUAAGAGAUACUUUAAAAUGUCCCAUCUGCAGAUGCACGGAAGGAAACACACAGGUGAGAAGCCAUACCAGUGUGAUCAUGCUGACUGUGGCCGCAGGUUUUCCAGAUCAGAUCAGCUGAAGAGACAUCAGCGCAGACACACAGGAGUGAAACCUUUUCAGUGUGAGGUGUGUCAGAGAAAGUUUUCACGGUCAGACCACCUAAAGACCCACACCAGGACUCAUACAGGUAAAACAAGUGAGAAACCGUUCACAUGCCGUUGGCCCAGCUGUCAAAAGAAAUUUGCCCGCUCUGAUGAGCUGGUUCGGCAUCACAGUAUACACCAGAGGAACCUGACCAAGCUGCAGUCUGCACUCUGAGCACUCUGGUCACCCUGACCAGCUGACUCUCUUCAGCUUCAUGGACCAAAAGUUCCUCAUCUGCAGAGUCGUGCUAUGGUUUAAG